AAAUUUUGAUCAUUUACAGAUGGGAACAGAAGAAUAAGAUGAUAAGGUAGAAUUAGUAGUAAUCUGAGAAAACUGCUUCCAUUAGUGAUGCAAUUUUAUUGAUGAUGGCUUUGCUUGUUCUUAACCAGAUUAUUAUAGAUCUAUUCAACAGAAUUUAGAAGACAAGUCCAAUAAAAAAAUUUAUCAAUCCCCCUAUGAUAACAACAACUAUUGGAAUCCUAGCGGGUAUUGUAAUGAACGAAAUCGAAGCAGAUAAUGCAAUGAAUUAAAUUAGAAGAGGAUUUAGUCAACUCUUUUUGAUCGUUCUACUCCCUCCAAUACUAUUCGAAAGCGCUGUCAAUAUGGAAACUUAACCAUUUUUUUAGCAUUUUGGCACUAUUCACUUAUAUGCAAUAUUUGGUACUCUUAUAGCAAUUUUAAUAACGACAGGAAUGAUUUAUUUAGGAGGACUAACUGGAUUUGUAACUGCUUUUCCUUUAAAUCUUGCAUUUGUAUAUGGUUCAUUAAUUUCUGCAACUGAUCCAGUUAGUGUGAUCGGUGCAUUGAAAUCAAUGGAAAUUGAAAAGAUGUUAGGCAUAUUAAUAUUUGGAGAAAGUAUUUUAAAUGAUGCUGUUUCAUUAACAAGUUAUGAGUAAUUUCAGGCUGCUUUGGAUUUUUAUAAUGAUUCCGACUAGGGAGUAGGUUGGGUCAUUUUAGGGUUUUUUCUUGAAUUCAUACUAUCAAUAAUAAUUGGAUUCGUUAUUGGUUGUUUAAGUGCUUAUAUACUAAAAAAAAGAAAUGAAGAUUCAUAAGAUUCAAUAGCGGAAUUAGAGAACAUUAUUAUGUUUAUAGUUCCUUGGGUUUCUUAUUUGAUUGCUGAGGCUUUGGAAUUUUCUGGAAUUGUCAGCAUAAUUUUCUGUGGAAUUUCAAUGGCUAGAUAUGCUAUUCCAAAUUUAAGUAAAUCUGGAAGAAAAAGCAUUAGUAAAAUAUAUCAUAGUAUGUCCUCUAUUUUUGAAAAUCUAACUUUUUUAUUUAUUGGAAUUGGGUUAAUAGGUUUUGAUCUAUAUUGGAAUGAAAUGGGAGCGGGUUUAUUCUUAAUUACAUUCUUUGCAAUCUUAUUUGCUAGAUUAGCAAAUAUUGUAUCAAUGAGCUUUAUUGCGAAUUGGUUCAGAUCAACAAAUAAAAUCAAUAAAAGCUAGCAAGUAUUUUUAUGGUUUAGUGGAUUUCGAGGAGCUAUGGCAUAUGCAUUAUCUUUAGAAAGUUGCUUAUAAUUUGAAUAUUAUGGAAACAUUAUGUUAACGAUGACAAUUUUAAUUGCAAUAAUUAAUAUUUACUUCUAAGGAGCUUUCAUCAUACCUUUAAUUGAAAUUUUGAAUCUUAAGUUACCAUAAGAUUCAAAUGAAGAAGAAAAACCUUAGGUUGGAUGUUUAGCAAGAUGUAAAUAUGCAAUCGGUUAGUUUGAUCAAAGGUUUAUCUCCUCAAAUUUAAUAAAAUCGGAUGAAAAAAAAGAUAUUGAAUUGUAAGAUGUAGAAAAACAAUGA
Paramecium tetraurelia is the source of this 1520-nucleotide messenger RNA. RefSeq lists its product as uncharacterized. Gene Ontology annotation, biological process: regulation of pH; sodium ion transport; proton transmembrane transport. Gene Ontology annotation, molecular function: sodium:proton antiporter activity. NCBI's taxonomy places the organism in Eukaryota, Ciliophora, Oligohymenophorea, Peniculida, Parameciidae. The transcript has 7 exons. The record is from RefSeq and is a predicted model, not a curated record. Gene Ontology annotation, cellular component: membrane.